This is a messenger RNA of Zophobas morio, 1930 nucleotides long. Its product is annotated as alpha-latrotoxin-Lp1a-like. NCBI's taxonomy places the organism in Eukaryota, Metazoa, Arthropoda, Insecta, Coleoptera, Tenebrionidae. The transcript has 3 exons. Gene Ontology annotation, molecular function: protein binding. Bases 127 to 1857 code for a protein of 576 amino acids. The record is from RefSeq and is a predicted model, not a curated record.
AUGAAACUUGCAAACAAUUUUUUUAUUUUCUUUUACGAAACUUGAGCUUUGUGUACGACUUAUCUAUUAAAGAGUUAUUGUUUCCAGAAAACUGUUUCUGUUUUACGAAGAAGACAAGAAGACAGCAUGACAUCGUACAUGGUUUAUCCCAACUACUUUGACGAGGAAGUUACGUAUUUGAAAAAUUUCACGAAGGCUCUGAAUGGCGAGGAUAGCCCCUUGCACCGAUCGAUUUUAGACGAAAGGGUCUAUCUUCUGCAAGCGCAGCUCGAGGACCCAUCGGUGGACGUCAACGUGCGGAAUCAAAACAUCGAAUCUCCACUCCUCUCCGCCCUCCGUCUCCGAAACAAAGAGAUAUCUCUCAAUUUAAUGUCUAAGUUAGUUCUGCACCCAAAUGUGGACGCCAAUCUACCGGAUUACCACGGGGACACGCCUCUUCAUGAAGCGGUCAAAAACGAGACGUCUUUAAUCAGCGAAGUAAUUUUAACCACGCUCCUCAGAAACCCCACGGUCAAAAUCAACGUCAAGAACUAUUUGGGAGAAACCCCUUUACACGUGGCCAAAACCGUGGCAGCCGCACGACAACUCGUGAAAAAGGGGGCCGACAUAAAUCGGAGGGAUGGGAGCUACAAUACUCCUCUGCACAAACAGGUAAAGAAUCCCGAUGUGUGCGACUUCCUCCUGCGCCAAGGCGUUGAGAUCAACGCUCGGAACAUCAAUGGGUUUACUCCUCUGCAUGAAGCCGUCUACUACAAGGUGGAAGAGACCGUGAUUAUGCUCCUGGAAUACGGGGCCGACGCGAAUUUGGAGAACGACUACGCCCACAAGAUCACGCCUCUGCAGAUAGCAUACAGAGUUCAUGCUGCUGAAAGCAUCAAAUCUUUAUUGUGGGACAAGACCAAGCCCAAGUAUCUGCUGUUCGCCGCCAGUUACGACAGUACCCAGGUGCCCCAGAUCUUAAAGGAUUGGUCCACGCUGUCGAAAGAAGAAGACGAACUUGUUGAAUUCCUACUCGAACUAAUAAUUCUAUUAAAAAGCUGCGACGAUCUGAGAGCGGUGACGUGCGGUCGCUUGGUCACCGACUACUUCUUCAGCGUCGUUCACCUGCUGAGUCCGUGCAGCAGUCAAAGAAUCACCAAGAAGUUCGUCGAGUACUUGAUUAAAUCCCACUACUUGGAACGCUCUCUUCUCAGCUUCGUCAUAAAAACGCACGAUUAUUCCAGACCUUCCAGUCUCGAAGAAAUAACGAGUGUGGUAGACGUGCUUGUUCAAAAAGGCGAAACCGUGGACUUUUCCGACCUCGAAUUCAUCUACCUGCAGUUCGGCGACUGCGAUUUACUCCACGACCUCAUCAAAACUAACGUCACUUCGAGGAGGCGUAAACUGAAACAAGUUCCGUUCUUCAUUAAGGCGAUUUGGAAUGUCGCGAACGACCCCAUGAACUUGAUGGAGGCAAAAUCUUUAACGAACAUUAGUGUCAUGGACUUUUAUAGUAUUCAUACCUUGGCGAGGUACUGUACCUUGCCGCCACUCCUCUUCAAAAACUUCCACAAUACGUACAAAAACAUCAUCAAGUACGAAAAACCCGAGUUAUGUACGGAGGAGAUGGAAGUCUGUUUGCAAGACAUCAAGGAGAACAUCGGGAUUCCGAGUUUGUUGGAGUUGAGUAGAAAUGCGGUGCGUCCGGCGUUAUGUAGAAGAUAUAAGCUAAAUAGGGCGGCCGAGUUGUACGCUCUGCUGAAAAUGUUUGGACUUCCUCCACAGCUAAUUUCCAUUAUUAUGAUGGAAAAUCCGCUGUUUUACCACAUCGAAGCGCCCACGUACCUGCCUUACACGCGGGCGCAAUAUUACUGGUGAUUUUUGUUUAUAGGCUAGUAUUGUUAAGUUAAUUUUAUUUGUACAGUUGUUAAUAAAAAAAUGAUUGAUCAGA